AUGCCUCGGAUAAGAUAUCCAAUGUCGGACAGGUCGCAACUGAAGUGUGUCCGCAGGCAGGAAGUAAAAGGUGGAGCCAAAUUCCGCAUGCGUUAUGCCUCACCUAAAAAAAUCCACUAUACAGGCUCGAAGGACACAUUCACAUUUGUAGCGUUUGUAGCAAGCAUGGAUAAGGCCUUUCUCAAAUCUCCGCGUAGUCUAGCCAUGAUUCUCAUUUCAGUACACCAAUAUUCAAAAACCGAUAAACAGUACACCAAUAACCAAAUAUCAUAUAUCAGUACCCAUUUUCAAAAUCGAUAUACCAAUAUAAAUAUCGAUAUAGCAGUACCAGAUAUCGAUAUAUGA
This is a messenger RNA of Loa loa (African eye worm), 345 nucleotides long. RefSeq lists its product as hypothetical. NCBI's taxonomy places the organism in Eukaryota, Metazoa, Nematoda, Chromadorea, Rhabditida, Onchocercidae. The record is from RefSeq and is a predicted model, not a curated record. The coding region runs from base 1 to 345 and encodes 114 amino acids. The transcript has 2 exons.